Messenger RNA from Patiria miniata (bat star), 12127 nucleotides. RefSeq names its product sushi, von Willebrand factor type A, EGF and pentraxin domain-containing protein 1-like. The record is from RefSeq and is a predicted model, not a curated record. Gene Ontology annotation, molecular function: calcium ion binding. Gene Ontology annotation, biological process: heterophilic cell-cell adhesion; establishment or maintenance of epithelial cell apical/basal polarity. NCBI's taxonomy places the organism in Eukaryota, Metazoa, Echinodermata, Asteroidea, Valvatida, Asterinidae. The transcript is spliced from 49 exons. Gene Ontology annotation, cellular component: plasma membrane; protein-containing complex. Bases 26 to 10552 code for a protein of 3508 amino acids.
GAAACUUAGAAGAGUAGGACGACGUAUGAUUGCACUAUUUUCUCCAGACAGAACGCCACCGACGUUGAAAGAGGGAACAUGUUCCGACAAAACUGUAUACGCGAACGCUCAGUCUACUUGGUUGUUUGUGCAUUGGAACGAUCCAGAAGGGGAAGACCCAAGCGACCCGGUCACAGUGCAGAGAGAAAGUGGCCCAGCCAGUGGCAGCAACCUCAGUGAAUCUGGGUCACCAUAUACCAUCAGAUACUCGGCAAAGGAUGGCAAAGGCAACCAAAACAACUACCUUUGCACAUUCAUAGUCGCUGUGAAGGUAAACAGAUGCGGAGUCCACCCACCAGUCACCUGGGGCACUGUUUCCUAUUCCCAUGGUGACAUAUUCGGCUCGGAAUGUUCCAUCAGCUGCAUGACCGGCUACUCUAUCAGUGGGUCAUCCCAACGCACUUGCCAAAACAAUACAAUAUGGUCUGGUACUGCACCAUACUGUACACCAAUUCAGUGUCCAUCUCUACCUGGGACUUCCUGCACAAACGACAACAACUACAACAGCAUCUGCACCCACUCAUGCCAUCUUCCUGGCUACAGCUUUGCCCCAGGACAGAGUGGCACCAGAGUCUGCCGAGCUGAUGGCUCAUGGACUGGUUCAACCCCAACAUGUGUUGAUGUUCAAGAUCCAACACUGACCUGCCCAGGCACCAUCAGCACUUAUGCUGCUGCGUCUCAGACCUCCGCAACUGUCAACUGGAGUCCGCCCCAAGUGUGUGACAACUCUGGAGAUGCCAUCACACCAAAUCAGACAGCAGGUCUGCCGCCUGGCUCGGUGUUCAGUAGAGGGUCUCACGCCAUCAGUUACCGGGCCCAAGAUGAAGCAGGAAACAGUGCAACAUGCUCAUUCUCUGUCAUUGUCCAAGUGAUCCAGUGUACAGAUCUCUCCUACCUCACUGGCCAGAGGAGGACGUGUUCAUCACAGUUCAACUAUGGCUCUGUCUGCCAGUUUGAAUGUCGGUCAGGCUUUGUGUUGACCGGUGGUCAGGCGAGUAUUGAAUGUCAGAGACAAGGAGAUACAGGAGUGUGGAGUGCACAGCAGCCAACCUGCCAAGCUGUCACCUGCCCUGCGUUGCCUGCACCAGUCAACGGUGGAUUUUUCAACAAUACCACCUGCUCGACAGCCUAUGGCUCUUGGUGUCGGUUCACUUGCGAUGACGGGUACCAGCUGACUGGCAGUGGAGUGCGUCGCUGUCUGGCACAGCCUGGAGCAGCUCAGGGAUACUGGGAUGGCUAUGAGGCUCUUUGCGAAGUGCAAACCUGUCCGCGAGCCUACAUCCCUGCCAAUGCUUACAUCAGCAACUCACAGGAUUGCCCAGCUACUGAUCAGAUCCCAGCAGGGACUACAUGCCGCUAUGCCUGCCAACCAGGCCAUGUAUUGACUGGGUCUACCGAGGUGACGUGUGGCAACGAUGGAAACUGGAACUCAACCUUCCCAGACUGUCAAGUUAUCACCUGUGACAGCAGUGAACUGCCCUCACCACAGAACGGCUUCAAGAAUGGCUGCCCCCACGCAGAGGAAAUCUACAGCACGACGUGCACGCUGGGUUGCAAUCUGGGCUACAUGCCCACCCAGCCUACUUACGUCAUGUGUACUGACGACGGGAAUGGCACGCCAAUGUGGGAUGCUAACACUAUCACAUGCGAAGUGGUCCAAUGUGAUCCACUGGAGAUGCCUGGUACACCAGGCUACCUGCCUUUGUCCUGCACACUCAAUGGGGUGGCGGUAAAUGACACAGACCAGAUGCAGAGUUAUGGCACCGUCUGUGUGGUGUCAUGUGACCUGGGAUUCACCAGUAGCGGCUCAGCGAGUCGUACAUGUCAGCUGAACGGCCAAUGGGAUGGUGUCCCUCUACAAUGCACAGAUAUAACUCCACCCACUUUGAUGUGCCCACCUGACAUCACGCUGUUUGCAGGACAAGGGACCAGUUUUGCCGUCGUGGGUUAUGAUUGGGAACCAAUUACAGCCAUGGACGCCAGUGGUAACAUCAUCGCGACACUGGUUAGCAUCAACGGCCAGCCACUACCAGCAAAUAGGAGCUCUGUAUUCUAUGAAGGGACAUAUCAUUUCAACUACUUUGCAGAGGAUGCCAGUUUCAAUUCAGCUACAUGUGAUCUCCGAGUGAAUGUCUUAGUCGCCAGGUGCCCGCCGUUGUACGGUCCCCAGAACAGUGAGACCAGUCUGGUGUCGGGCCAAGGGGAAUGUGAUAAUGCUGCUGUGUUUGGUUCAGUGUGCAACAUCAGCUGUGAGGAAGGCUACACACUGUCAGAUGGCAGCCAACAAGUUACAGCUGAGUGCGUCAAGAACAUAGCGUCCUCCACAGUGGGUUAUUGGCAGAGCCCAUCGGUACAGUGUGUCCCCAACACAUGCCAAGUACCAGCCAUCCCUAAUGGCUACAUAUCAGGCUGCAGUGGCCAGGAGGUGGAUUACCAGUCAUCCUGCGCCUUUGUGUGUAAUCCUGGUUACCGUAGCAACCAUACAUCCCAGAGUGAAACCAUGAGGACUUGUCUGGCCGAUGGGACGUGGACCGGAGUGCAACCAGUUUGUGAAGCUGUUGUAUGUAAUGGCUUACGGAAUCUGACUCACGGCACAGUGCAACCAAGUGACUGCUCUUCCCAGGCUGAACUUCCUUACAACACUCUGUGUACAUUCACAUGUGAUGAUGGAUUCUCUCUCAGUGGUCCAUUCAGUAAGGUGUGUACUGACCGAGGAGUGUGGAGCGAUGCACGCCCAGUCUCUUGCUCAGACUAUCAGCCACCGGUCUUCACGGACAACUGCCCGGUGUAUGUCAAUCAAAUUGCACCGGCCAACAUGAGACAAGCUAUUGUCACUUUCCAAACGCCACAGGCCACGGAUAACUCUGGCGAUGUCUCUGUGAGCAGUCAAGACCCAAGUCUUGGUUCAGGUUCGUCAUUCCCUGAGGGUACAACCCGUCUCAUAUACACUGCUACAGAUGCUGCCAUGAACAGCAGACGCUGUGAUGUGUACGUCACUGUACAAGUUCUGCGCUGUCGCCCUCUACAAGCCCCCGCCAGUGGUUCCUUGGUCCAGUGCCCCAGUAACAUCUACGGAGCCAAUUGCAGCUUUGCCUGCAAUGCAGGCUAUGACCUGGAUGGUCCUAGUAAUAGGACCUGUGAGAGAGUUAUCGACAGUGAUCAGAUGAAUGGCGUCAACCAGCUGAGUGGCAAGGACUUGCGAGUGGAGUGGUCUGGGACAAGCCCAAGAUGUUUGCCUGCCACUUGCCCGGCCCUGGCUGACCGGCUCCCUGCUAUACGCUCAGGUUGCUUUCAGUACCCACCAGCAACUGAAUUGCUGGGCACCACUUGCAGCUGGUACUGUCCUUAUGGCUACGGUGGAGUUGGUUCCCAGCAGUCUAUGUGUCUAGCAAAUAGCACGUGGGAUGUAGUUGACUUUUCCUGUGAAGAGCGUAAUUGUUCAGCUCUAGUGCCCUCUGCUGGUAUGGAGAUAUCUCCAGCUAUUUGCCUGACUUCCCCAACCUUCAAUGACGACUGUUUCCUGCGAUGCUCACAGUCAGGCUACAGGGUGGAUCCUCCGGCCUAUGACUUCAUCCGUUGCCUGGGUAGCGGGGAUUGGUCACGUGACAGCACUGCAUUCACUUGCGUUGAUUACGAGGUUCCCCAUUUUACUUCAUGCCCGUUGGAUUUCAUCGCAUACACUCUGCAAGGUGCGUCUGAUGCCACUGUGACGUGGACCGUGACAGCAACAGACAACUCAGGAGAAACACCCUCCAUAGCCUGCAACGUCCAACAACCAGCAACGCUGCCAGUAGGGGAACACUCACUCAGGUGUACGGCUACCGACGGGGCAGGGAACCAGGCAAACUGUGACUUUGAAGUCCAAGUUACAGUUCGCCAGUGCAGACAGCUUAACCCGCCAUUUUAUGGCGACUUUGUCGCAGCGUGUGACAACAGCCACGGAUCUACUUGCCAAGUCCGCUGCCAGAAUGGCUACACGCUACAGGGCUCUGACACUGCUUCCUGCUCCAGGAAUGCCAGCACUGGGCUGAUGUACUGGGCCUGGAAUGGUCCACGACCAUCCUGCCAAAUUGCCCGCUGUCCACCCUUACCUGAUCAGCUGAUUCCCCUGGGUGGGGGUGUCUAUCCAUCCUUCUGUCGUGGUCCCAUCCAUCCAUACAACGGCACCGUCUGUCAAUUCUACUGCCGCUAUGGAUUUGACUUGGUAGGCCCAGCAGACCAUCAGAGACUGACCUGUCUGUCAAAUGGAACGUGGGACCAGAACCUGUACACACUCAACGUGCAGUGUUUGGACAAUGUGCCACCAACCCUACGUGUCUGCCCAGGCUCUCUAUCAGGCUCCAUGUCAGGCCAAAUGCUGGGCGUUGUGCUAUCCUUCGAUAUCCCCAUGGCUGCUGACAAUUCAGGUGCCCAACUGACCGUGAUUAAGACCCCAACGGACAUCACCUCACCGUACAAUUUCACUCGGGACACCGACGUGUCGUACAUCUUCACUGAUGCUGGAGGGAACAGCGUGGCUUGCAAUUUCAGUGUUAACAUUCAAGACAACCUGUCGCCUGUCCUUGAGUCUUGUCCAGGAAGUUGGAAUAGAACAACCACUGAAGCUGACACUACGAUCUCUUGGCCCGAGCCGGUGUUCCAUGAGUUGACCGGCGAUGCAUUGCACAUCAGUUGCAGUCAACUGAGUGGCUCGUCCUUUGGAUGGGGCACUCACAUCAUCCGAUGCACCGCAACAAAUCUGGACAACGGCAAGACCACUGUGUGCCAAUUCACUUUCACCAUCACACCCGUGCCAUGUCCAGAUCUGACUGCACCAAGGCAUGGCGCCAAGGCAUGUGACAAUUGGGCCUAUGGCCGCCAAUGUGCUAUGUUCUGUAAAGAAGGUUAUGAUGUGCGUAGAGGAGGUAGCAACAAGAUUCUUUCGUGUGGCUCUUCAGGAGUUUGGCUCGGUUCUUUCCAAAACUGUAGACGAAAGAGUUCUCCUGGUGCGAUGAAGUUGCCUUCCGAGCUACACUACUUCAGUGGCGACUGUUCUUCCCCUGACACACAAGCCCAGAUCAAAGAGCAGUUUAUCCAAAUUCUCAAUGGGUCUAACUAUGCUAUCAUAUGCACCAAAUAUGCUUCUGAGUGCAACGUGGACAAUGUUGAAGUGACUUGCGGCGCCUCCACACGCAAGCGCCGUGACGUCGGCAUCUGGCAAGAACCGUUGCUGGACUUUGGAUUUGAGUUCGACCAUCUGAAUGCCAGCUCUCCAGAGCUUGGUGCAGACGAGCUCACUGAGCAUGCUCAGAAGUGGCUGGCCGACAUGCGCGCAAAAGGGAAGCUGCCACCGCAACGCCGAGGUGACCGACGGCGCCGGUUGCCUACCCCGAGACGAAAACCAAACACAGACCAUGAACGCAGUCGACGGUCUACAAUGUUGCACACCUUCACCGUAUCAUUCAGCAUGAAUUACUUGCUGCCCUCAGACCCAACCAUGUCGGAUGAUGAAUUUGAAGACGAGAGUUGGAACGGCUAUGAUGCACUGUAUGAGAUAGUGGACAGCGUACAAGACAUGGCUGACAGUGGUAACUUGAGCAUUUCAGUGCCUGCCAUUCAGAUUGGUUCCCAACCUCAGCUUGAUUACAAUGAACCUGGUCCAGCCUGUCCACAUGGGUACCUGCCUACUCUUAGCAUGACCUGUGUGAGUUGUGCAGUGGGUGAAUUCUUUGACAAUGCCACCCUGGACUGUGUGGAUUGUCCUAUCGGUCAGUAUCAAGAUGAAGAUGAGGAGCCACAUUACACCUGCAAGAUGUGUCCCACAGGAACCUCCACCAUCCUAGCUGGCUCCACCAAUCUUACUGACUGCCUACGCUUCUGUCCCAGCGGUCAGUAUUCCAACACCGGACUUGAGCCGUGCUUCCAAUGUGAGAAAGGAUCCUACCAGUCUGAGGCUGGGUCAGUCUCCUGUCAGCAAUGUCCAGUUGGUCAGUCUACGGCCAGGAUUGGAUCCACAAGCUUACAGGACUGUGCAGUCAUGUGUCCUGCUGGAUCAUUCUCCACUUUUGGGAUCCAGCCGUGCGUCCUGUGCCAGCUUCAUAGUUACCAGCCCCAGCAAGGUCAAAGUUCAUGUCUCUCGUGCCCCGCCGGGCAUAUAACCCAGGUCAAAGGAGCCGCAAAUCUGAGCAUGUGUAGCAUACAAACCUUCUGCACUGCUACGUCAUGUCUGAACGCUGGAACCUGCGUGGAGCAACUGGAGUCCUUCCGCUGUGAAUGCCCAGCGGGUCUGACUGGCACACACUGUGAGACUGAUGUGAUUGACUGCCAGCAAGAUUCUUGCUUCAAUGGAGCUACCUGUGUGGAUGAACUCAAUGGGUUCAGCUGCACCUGUGCUGCUGGAUAUCAAGGUGAUGAUUGCUCUCUCCUGAUAGAUUUCUGCAUGAAUGAUCCUUGUGAGAAUGAUGGUACAUGUAGCAGUCAGACCAGUGGAUUCACCUGCGCAUGUGAUGUUGGUUUCACUGGUGUCAGGUGUGAGAAAGACAUUGAUGAAUGUCUGAUGCACCCCUGCCAACAUAAUGGAACAUGUGUUAAUGUAGACGGAGACUAUCAAUGCCUGUGUGUUGCCGGCUUCAUAGGAGAUAACUGUGAGACUAAUGUAGAUGAGUGUAAAUCCAACCCAUGCCAACGUAAUGGUACAUGUGUGGAUGCUGAUAACGGAUAUCACUGUCAGUGCAUCACAGGUUACUCCGGUAAUCAUUGUGAGAUUGACAUAGACAUGUGUGCCAACAACCCUUGUAGCAACGGUGCAACCUGCCAAGAUUUAGAUGAUCGAUAUCAGUGUGCAUGUCCCCACGGCUAUGGUGGCAGACACUGUGAACUGGUCUUGACUCCAUGUGAUUAUCAUCCAUGUGAAAAUGACGGUAACUGCACUGAGACAUUGACAGAGGAGACUGGAUACAAGUGUGAAUGCUUGUCAGGAUUUACCGGACCAGAGUGUAAGAUCAAUGUGAAUGAGUGUGCUAGUGGACCGUGCUCUAACGGUGGUACCUGCAUCGAUGGUGUCAACAGAUAUGACUGUAUCUGUACUGAUGGCUUUGAAGGACCGCGCUGUGAGGGGCGCACAGACCUCUGCAACCCCAACCCUUGUCAACACAACGCAUCAUGUGAGGAUGAAGGAGAGGAUUAUUACUGCACCUGCCCUGCCGGUCUGUCAGGCAGAGAUUGUGAGAUCCAGGUGGAUGCCUGCCAUGACGGAGAGACGUGCUUGAAUGGUGGAGCCUGUGCACCGCCCUCUAUGGUCCAACUCUGUCUAUGUCCUGCUGGAUUUGCAGGAGAGCAUUGUGAGAUUAACAUCAAUGACUGUGCCAACUCUCCAUGUGCAAACGAGGCUCCAUGUGUAGAUGGUAACCAGACUUUCACUUGUCACUGCUUGGAAGGUUUCACUGGUACUCUGUGCGAGAUCGAUAUCAAUGAAUGCGCAUCCAAUCCCUGCCAUAAAGGAGGGGCAUGCGUUGAUCAGAUCAGUGGGUACUGGUGUGACUGUACCGAUGGUUUCAAUGGAAUGGACUGUGAAAACAACAAGAAUGAUUGCGUGGCCGGAGCUUGUGGCAACGGUCGAUGUGUGGAUGGCAUCAACUCAUUCAAAUGUGUGUGUAACGUCGGUUUCACUGGCCGUAGGUGUGAUAUUGAUAUCAAUGAAUGCCAAUCUCAUCCAUGCGCUAACGGCGGCACGUGUCGUGACAUGGUGAAUGGUUUCAUCUGUGAUUGCGUAGAUGGAUGGAUCGGUGAGCAGUGUGAGAUUAAUGAAGACGAUUGCGCCAAUACCCCAUGCCUGAACUCUGGUCAUUGCAUUGACGGCCUACAGUCCUACACCUGUCAAUGCUUACCAGGCUUCACGGGUCAGAACUGUGAGACCAACAUCAAUGAAUGUCUGAGUAAUCCUUGUCACAACCAAGCAACCUGCAUCGAUGGAAUCAACAUGUUCACCUGCGAUUGCAAGAAGGGAAAGAAAGGUACACUGUGCCAAAUUGACUUGGGUAACUGCCAGCCAAAUCCUUGCAAGCACGGUGGGUCUUGCACCCCAACUACUACUGGGUUUGCGUGUCAGUGUCAGGCUGGGUUUGAAGGAGUAGAGUGCCAGACUAAUAUUGAUGACUGCGCCAACCAUCAGUGUCUGAAUGGAGCAAGCUGUAUUGAUCAGGCCAACCGUUAUUCCUGUCGCUGUACUCCAGGCUACACAGGACAGUUUUGUCAGACAGUUUUAGACAUCUGCUCAGCUGAGCCGUGUCUGAACAACGCAGUCUGUCUGCCGAGUGCAGACAGCACAAGCCACUGCAAAUGCCAAGCAGGUUUUACAGGGAUGCGUUGCGAGGUGGCCAUUGAUAACUGCACACCCAACCCUUGCCUGCAUGAUGGUACAUGCAUCAAUGGGUUCAACUCCUACUCCUGUGACUGUCCACCAGGCUAUAGCGGCACAGAAUGUGAUCAAGAUAUGGAUGAAUGCGUGAGUAAUCUUUGUCAGAAUGGAGCUGCGUGCAUCGACGGCAUCAACCAGUACUACUGUAGAUGCAAAGCAGGAUUUGUGGGCGAUUACUGCAGCCUUAACAUACUGUCUAGUUUUGACAUGGUGUUCAAAGGUGGUCAACCCCGCCAGUAUACCACUCUACGUCAAGUCGGUUACGAAGCGCUGAGAGCGUUCACCAUCAUGAUGUGGAUUCAAUCAGUCACAUCUGAUGGGGAUAUACUGACCUAUACAACCCAGAACACUGGACAGACACUGCAGAAUGCACAGAUUGCCUUGAGUCAUCCUGGGGCAUUGGUUGUCUAUAUUCAAGGAUAUAAGUUUUCUUCCUCUCUCUCUGUGAACGACAAUCAUUGGCAUCAUCUGGCAGUGUCUUGGGACGAGCACGGAGGCAUUCUCAAGAUGUUUCUAGAUGGGCAUCUGGUGCUGAACCAGUAUCACAUCAGAUCCGGUGCCCGUAUCAACAGUGGAGGGACAUUCAAUCUAGGACAACUUCAAAAUGGCGACGGUACCCAGGCGGAAAGUUUCACUGGUGUCCUGAGUAACGUCAACAUGUGGGAUAUAGCACUGCCGGUGUCCGCCAUUCUGCCACACGCUCAGACCUGUGACUCUCUUGCCCUCGGCAGCCUCGUUGCAAGCCCUUACUUCAUCGACUGGGGCGUCCUGGGAGAAAUUCAAAUUCAGACACCAUCACAGUGCGACAUGGUAGACGAGUGUGCCUCCAACCCCUGUGCAGCAGGCAGUACCUGCAUUGAUGAAAUCAAUCGUUAUAUCUGCCGAUGCCCACCGGGCUUCACUGGCCAACACUGCCAGACAAACAUUGAUGAUUGUGGAACGGGCCCAAGCCCUUGUGACAACGGGGGAACCUGUGUGGAUGGAGUAGGCAAUUUCAGCUGCCAGUGCCUGCCUGGGUUUUCUGGAGAAGCUUGUGAGCUGAGAAUGGUUGAUGGAGGCUGGAGUGAGUGGAGUGAAUGGGAGGAGUGUAGCCAGUCCUGUGAAGGUGGCACUCAGUCCCGUCACCGUUCCUGCACCAACCCACGCCCAGCCUACGGUGGCAGCGCCUGUGUAGGUCCAAUCAGUGAGACCCAGCAGUGCAAUACGGCACCUUGCCCAACCUGCGGGCAUGUGAACAAUCCCUUCCGAGGAAACCUGAACUGUGAAAUUGAUGGUGAGGAGCAGAAUUGCACCAUCUCCUGCUGGCAAGGCUAUGCAUUCAGUCGGGCCAUUCUACCCUCCUACCAGUGUGGUCCCUCUACCGACUACAAGUGGUCACAUGAGACUGACGACAACCCAGGAUUGGCUUUUCCUAAGUGUACAAAGUACAAGCCACCGUAUAAGUUUGCAAUGGAGAUGAACUUGGCAUACAGCAAUAACCUGACCUGUGAUGGGGUCAACGUCACAAAAGAUAGCCUGGCGUAUCAGCAAAUCAGUGAUGCUGUUAGAAUGAACCUACAGACCCUCAGCUGUGUGCAGGAUAACACAUGUGCUGUUAAACAGCAGAUCAGUGGCUGCAGUCCACACGUUCCCGGGGAUCAUGCCCGCAGACGCCGACGUCGAUCCCUCAAAGCGGUCCAUAUCACCAUCAGGCUGGAGCGUGAUGUUGACAUCCCUGAUCAACAGAACCUGACCAGUGAAGAAGUCCUCAACCAACACAACUCCGUAGAGGCAACCGAUGACUUACGUAACUCUGCUGGUCACCUGAUCAAUGAGUCUAGAUUGGGCCAGUUUGCCAUCGACGUAGACAGUCAGGUUUACGACGUGGACUUGGGAAAAACAAAGAGUUACGGCAUGCCUGUCUGUCCUCCUGGUACAGUGCGUAUGGAGGCAGAGGACGUACGAUGCGUUCCCUGCGAGCCAGGCUGGUAUAACUACCUGGAGGAUUGCUACCCGUGUCCACGUGGCAUGUACCAGUCACUAGAGGGCAGCACAUACUGCCAUGCCUGUCCACGUGGCCGCACCACCACCGGCCCCUCCGCUACUGAGGAAGGAGAUUGCCAAGUCAUCGUCCUGUAGUCUCUUCAAAAGUUCUAAAAAUCAGCUAGCCUUCAAAACUAGUCUGAAAAAUCAAUAUUGGGUUUUGCAAUUUCUGAUCUCAUAAAAAUAUUGAUGGUCUGUAAAUGAUUCAACAGAAACGUCUCUUAUGUACUUUCCUUGUACCAAUCCAUUUAAUUACAAACAUAGAAGAUGUUGGAUUGUAUAGGGAGGCAGUGCAAAUUUAAGCAGAGUUUUGAGAACAAAAUUCAAAUCAAAUUGCCUCCGAAUUUGUUUAAAUUGUUGCAUAUUAUUGAGAAGAGAACACCCCCUGAACUUUUGGAGCUUGUGAUAAUAUUAAAUUGAGACUCUUUUCAUCCAAUUGUCAUUAUAGUGUCUUAACCACCAUUUUGAUGAUUUUUAUCUCUUUUAGUUUUUGUGUAGCUAAAUGUUACAAUAUAAUGCAAACUCCCAAAUUUUACUCAGAAUUUAUUCAAUCUUUCAAAGCCUUUACAGGUAGAGUUUUAAUGUGUUAAUAAGCGUUAAUAAGCAUGGCAUGACUUUUGUUUAAUAAUGUUUUCAGCUAAUAUUUUAUGCAUAAUCGAGAUCCCGUUAUUUGCUGUGCGAAAAUCAGGAGUCAUGUAUUUAAUAUUCAGUACACAUGUUUUUUUAUGAAAAGGGUUUGGCAGUGCUGUACAUGUAGCAUUUGAGACUAGAUUACCUGAUUACGUUCCAUUCAUUUUUUCUGUAUUUUCUUUUUUUUAGUUUUCAGUUUACCAUAUUAUUUGUUUUUAAUGCUUAAUAUUAUGCAUUGAUCCUUCACAUUUAAAAGCAGCUUCCUACAACAAUUCUUUUUUUGGCAACGAGUCAAAUUGUUUGUUCUGACCAAUUUUAUAUUUAACCUCACAGAAUUCAAGUUAAAUGUGUUGAAUCAAACAAAAGGACUCAAAACCUAAUAAUGGAUCUUUCACCCCAGUAUUCUUAUUAAGAAGACAUCACAGUGCGCUUAGAAUACAGGUACUUAUGCUAGCAUGUAUCACAUAACACACAACAUCGCUAGGCAACUGAAUGGCACCUCAUGCAUAAAUACAGAUAUAGUUUGGGGUUCUGCUUUGUAAACUUGAAAAUGUAUCAAUCUUCUUUGUUUUGCUGCAUCUGUAUCCUCACCCAUGUUUGCCAGAUUGUUUUGAUUGUUGUCUUUUUAAUUAAGAAACGUUUUAUUUCUAUUCUUGUUAGAUUGAAUCACUUCAUUAAUUAGGUGCGCAGUAUUUAUCGCAUGUUACUCAAAGCGUUUUUGGAAAAACCAGUGAUCUCACGAUCUUUCUACCGAAGUUAUCAGAAGAUUUAAGAGUACUGAAUGGAAGAAGUCUUCAUUUCUGGUUGUAAAUCGGUAUCAUCGGCCAAAUCAGUCAAGAUGUUUUUAUAAUCGAGCGUGUAAAGCUUGCCUGCAUAAAUCUGUCCAAUCAUAUGACAUAAAAUCAAACGUUUUUGAUUGAUGGAAAUAUGUUGUUUGUACUCGGAUGUUUUAACAGUAACUUUGAAGCUUUGCCUUUAUUAAUGAUGUGUACCACCAGUCAGUGUUUUUUUCUAUUAAAAUGUAUUUUGCAUGCACUUCUA